Messenger RNA from Vitrella brassicaformis, 1285 nucleotides. NCBI's taxonomy places the organism in Eukaryota, Vitrellaceae. The record is from the annotation of a GenBank genome assembly.
AUGAGGGACGAUGUCGUGACCAGCGACACGUGGGACGAGGCAGACAUCUGGGCCCUCGCCACCACUGCCAUGAAGGCCGUGUUCAACCAACAGAAAUUUCUGCUCAUCGACGCCCAGGAGGUACACGCAACACUGGGCAGCCACACAACUCGUGCAGCAUCCGAAAGCACGAUGUGUAUGGAUUUCUUGAAAGGCGUGACAGCCUGACAAGCUGAUGGCGUGGCAGCGGGAGCAAGAGGGGUGGGCGUCUGUGGUGAGUUGAGCUGGGGAUAGUGUGUGAGGAGACAGGAGGAUUCCUUCGGUCAUGUCUCUGUAUGUGUCUCUAAGCAGGCUCAUCCGAUCGCUGUCUACAUUUGAUAUUGGUGGACAUAUCAUAGCCUUUCAACGCCCUCAACCACACGGCCUGCGUGACUACCGCCCGCGCCCAGUCUACUCAGGUCGAGUGAAGGAACAGGGGAGAUGAAAUGGGGAGGCUGUUGUGGUUUGUUCACCUUCCUCUCCUCUAUGUCACGUGUGCAGGUAUGGUCGCACCCCCAUCGACCUGUAAGUACCCAGACAACCACCAGAGGCAGCAACAGAGGGCAUCUGUUCGUGUGUUGAUGUCUUCAGGAUCGUCGACGUCGCUCGUCGGUGUCGCCUCUCCCCCGAAAGCGCCGUCCCGCCGCCCUCGUGUGCCAACGAGGGUGAGCUGGUGCGUGUGAGUGAGAUGUACGGCGUCCUCGAGGCCAUGUACCCCAACAUCCUCGCCAAAGACGUCAUGCAGUCCUCAUCAUGACCGGCAAGAAACAACCUAAGAUGACAUGCCUCUUCAAGUGAGAACAGACAAACGAAGGGCAUCACGCCAUUCUCUAUGCGUAUGUGUGUGUCAGGAGUUCGCUGCACGGUUCGUCGUAUGCCAGUCUGGUGCAGCGUGUGGUGGGGCGGCGCGGCCUCCUGUUCGUCAUCAAGUGCGACAACACCGGCAAGGUGGCCAUCGCUGGCGGUCGCGUGUGGCUGGGGUAUGGCAAGGACGGCCCGACUGACGACCUUCUCACUGUCGUCAGUGGGUGUUGAAGAAGGAGCUGCCGGCCAGCAGGAAAUUUGUGGGCAAGACCAUCAGCAGCAAGGCCGCGAGCCUCUGUGGGGCUGAGACCCACAACUUCACCGCCCAGCGUGUGGAGGUCUUCCAGGUAAGUCAGCCAGGCAUCAACCAGAGGCACACAAAUGGCUGUAGACAUCAUGAGAUUCUUCUUCUGGCUGUGUGCAGGUGUGGAGUGGGCUGCCGGUCGACCCCAUCGUGUCUUAG